Annulohypoxylon truncatum is the source of this 1064-nucleotide messenger RNA. RefSeq lists its product as uncharacterized. Gene Ontology annotation, biological process: protein phosphorylation. Gene Ontology annotation, molecular function: protein kinase activity; ATP binding. The transcript is spliced from 5 exons. Bases 1 to 948 code for a protein of 315 amino acids. The record is from RefSeq and is a predicted model, not a curated record. Lineage: Eukaryota; Fungi; Ascomycota; Sordariomycetes; Xylariales; Hypoxylaceae.
AUGCAUGUAGUGCAGGUUCUCGAGAUUGAAAACAACCCUCUAGACAGGCCAGGCACUGCGGCCCUGCCCGCACUGACAGGCGCCUGGGUGAUCCUAGAAUAUUUAGCGAACGGAAGUAUUGACAAGUUUAUUGAAAACGCAUAUUCACAAGGAAGAAGGAAGUUGCCGAAUCGUUUACUUUGGAGAUUUUGUUUAUGCAUGAUAAAAGCCUGUAUAGCUAUCACUUAUCCCAGGAACAUCAAUACGAACACAUUGGUCAGCGAGACGGUACCAGCAGGCGGCCGGGCGGAGGAUGAAGGGAUGACGCACAACGACAUACACGUCGCAAAUGUCAUGCUUGCGGAUGUCCUGGAGGAUAUCGAGCAUACGAUCACACCUCGACUGAAAUUGAUUGAUUUCGGUAGGGCAGCCGACUUCUCCCAAGCGAGACGUAUCCCCUCUCCUAGCGACAUAUCAUCCAUAGGGGAGAUAAUUUUGUCGUUAAUUCUACUCAACCCAUUCCCUUUCGGCAUGCACGCUUCGCCUUACAGUUUUCAGGCGGACGAAGGCAGCCCUGAAAUAUAUACCCAUGCCAGAGAGCUUACUGAGGGAUGGGUUGAAGAGGGUCACGAGGACGUGCCGUGGCUCGACCCUGAUUUAAGGGCGCUUGUCUGCAAUUUAAUGCGAGAAGAUAGGGACAACAUCCCGAGUUUGGCAGACCUAGACCGUAUAGCAACAGCUGCGGUACGCGACAGGGACGCAGCAUGGUAUAAUAAUGAAGAAUUUGAGCAAGAUGAUACAAUUAAGAAGCUUUGGCAUGAUAUCGUUCACUGGGAUGGUGGUGACGAUGGAGGCGGUGGGGAUGAUGGUGAUCUGGAGGACUUGGACGACGAAGAUGACGACGAAGAUGACUAUGAAGAUGACUAUGAAGAUAGGUACCUUGAUGAUUUUUUGGGGGGCUUGCCUUAAGACCGUUGGAACUCAUGUAUUCCGAAUGGAUUAGACACAUGCAUCAAUCUGGCUUUCGGUAGAUAUGUAGGUAAGCGAAUAGCAUCUGGUAUGUAAUUAUCGCAAACCUUGUCGGC